This is a messenger RNA of Phycomyces blakesleeanus NRRL 1555(-), 582 nucleotides long. RefSeq lists its product as hypothetical. The transcript has 4 exons. Lineage: Eukaryota; Fungi; Mucoromycota; Mucoromycetes; Mucorales; Phycomycetaceae. The record is from RefSeq and is a predicted model, not a curated record. The coding region runs from base 1 to 582 and encodes 193 amino acids.
AUGCCUACCCCCAACUGCAGACUUGCUCCUUCUCUUGCUAGCACUGAUGUCCAGUUGCUACAAGCUUUGAAUGCGAUGAAAGAAGAGAUGAAGGCCAUGAAGGAUAAAAUCACAUUGAUGGAUACAAGAAUUGGUGUAGUGAUCACCAGUAACGCAACCGCCAUUAAUGGCAUUGAUGCCUUGUCUGCCCUCCCAGCAUCUGCGCAUGUGCCCACUAGUGUUGCAUCCACUUCUGCUGCCCUUCCCAUCACCGAAUCAAGUGAUACUAAUGCUGUAUUUGGAUACAUUCAUGGUUAUAUGUGGAACCCAAAGCUAAAAUCAAGAGACCAGGCAGAAAUCCAAGCAAAUGCCAUAAAACCAAAGUGGGCAGUUGAUGUUCGUUUUGAUCGCUCUCCAAAUAGAGAGUUAGUCAAACAACUCUUGUAUUACUUGGAAAAGAAGUUUGCUGACACUGAUAUGAGGACACGCAACCUUUCCUUGAAUACUAAUUCAAGAAGAUCUGGCCGUGAAACUGAUAACUACACUCACCAUCGCCUUGCUUAUGAUGCUUACAAGGCUGACAUUGAUCUCAAGAUGGGUUGA